GAAAAUCAUUCUUUCAUCCAUUUAAGAAGAAACUGAGAAAAUUGGCCGCCGGAGAAUGUGCCCUAAGCCACAGCUCACGCGUCUCUGCAACCUCCUCGGCGAAUCCAUUCGUUCUUUUCAAUUCUGUGGCCGAUUCUCACACUGACGAAGAUAAAGAUGCCGUUCUGAUACCUCUAUCUAAGACAAGUUAAGCAGUGGGUGGAUGAAUGCGAUUCCGAAUCUCUUGGUGCUGGUGAUUGUUCUGGUGCAACAGCUUCAUAUUUGGACAAUCGUCAUUGCUUGGCUACAGUCAUUGGUGACUUGGUGAGGCGUUCUUCUCCUCUGCCAACUCAUUGUUUCACUGCUCCAAAGUUUAUUUGCAGGCUAAUUUCACUAGCUUGAAGUUCUGUGCCAUAGAUGUUUGUGCUGUCUAUCGACAGCCAGUUUGUUCGGCAACUAGCAGGGAACACGCUCGCGGCCAUUUCUGAGUUAGUUCUUGCGACAGACAGUGGUUGGGAUGAUUUCGUGCAUUUGAUGUGCCUUUGUUUGGAAUUGGCUAUCCGUAAUUGUCUUCCUUCUGCUUCAAGUCCUUGUCCGGCAGAAACCAGUUUUCUAGAAUUUGAGCAAUUCGCCCCAACAUCUCAGUUGAAGCUGAAACUGAAAAAUGCAGAUUCGUUUGUGGUGGCUACUGUUUUGCAAAGUCUCCGAAACAUACUGAAAAAUCUGAAGAGAGAUUAUGAUGAAAAACCUUUGACUGCAUAUCUCAAUUCUGUCAGCUCUCUAAUGUUAAAUUCACCCUGGGAUAUGUUUCUUGAGAUCUAUGUUGGUCAUAAUAUGGAAGCUCAUAGAGGAUCUAAAGCAGAUGUUGCAGCGCAAAUGGAGAUUACCCAACCCAGAGAGACAACAGUGCUCUUUGGAAAUUUCAUUCAGUUCCUGUGUUCCUUGGUUGCUUUAGAAUUUAAAUCUGUGGAAGACAAAUUUGGUUUUACGCCAGUCAUUUGCAAAAUCACUGACCUAGUCCCUAAGCUUCUAGCAUGGAGCCAUGCAGAGUUUCAAAGUCCUCAUCCUGCCCGCAUAUUUCAUUAUUUCAGGCAUAAAGUGCUGAUGAUAAUGAUCAAGCUUAGUUCUAGUGCUGACAUUGAGCAAGCUACGCUCACGACAUGGAUACAUCUACUUCAUAAGUACUGUGAAGAUCUAUUGUUACAACCAUUGUGUGGGAAUAAAUCUGAUCCGGAUGGUUCUCUGGAAGGCUCGCCAUUCUGCACGAGUUGUAGUGAUCUUGGAAAGCGAAGCAUGUCCUCUCGCCAUUUGCAAAGACUUGCUGUGUUCCUUUUCUUGAAGUGUUCCCUGAAUUUGAUGAAGGACACAAAUUCGAGUUCAGAAUGUGUAGAUCUAACAGAGAUCCAUAAAUGGAUUCAAGCCCACUUACCUGCGGAUAUGACUGCGAUCAAUGAAUCAUAUUUUGAUCGAUGCAUGAGGUUUAGUUUAUCCUUCUUCGAGCUAUUUAUGGAUGAGGAUGAUAUUCUGUUUGAAAUGCUCUUGGAACUGCUUCGCGCACCCUUUUCUCAUAAGCGUCCGGCUGUUGAAGACGAGCAGCUUGCUGGGGUAAAAACUCCGGCAGAUCCUGUUUCCGACUUGUUUCAUCCUAUCCAUCUGUUCCAUUUAUUUCUCGCUAAGAUACAUUAUGAUCAUCAAGUUCUUCUAGACUAUCUCAUUUCAAAAGACACUGGAUCAAGAUGCGCCGAAUAUCUAUUGAGGUCACUGCGGAUCGUCUGCGAUUCAUGGACCGUGUUCACGGAAUUUCCAGAGCUGGAAGAGAGUUCAGGUCAAUCAAGUCCAAAGGACCACAAAGCUAUUGCAGAAUGCAAAGAUACUAAACGAGCUCGAUUUCAUGAAAGUCAGACAGCCAGCAGAAACGAACCACACGCUGCUGCUAGAGAUUGUUUACUUUCGCUGCGAGCGUCUAUCAGCAAUCUUCACCAAAAGAAUCUGUUUCUGUAUAAUCCACAAGUGCUUCUGCGACGUUUGUCGAAGUUCCAGGAGCUCUGCGGAAAUCCGUAAAAUUUCUGCAAUGUUGCUGCCCUAUUGUUUCAAAAUCAAGAAGUAGGCACAUUUGUUUACGAUCUCAAGGCGUCGACAGCUUAUCAUCGUUUGAUCAGUGUUUGUGCUUCCUUCACUUGUUCUUCUCCAACUGUUUCUUCUUAGAACGCAUCGUUGCUUUGCAGAUCGUGUAGGAACAUCGAGCUUGGCCUCGGCAACAUCCUUGCGGCGCCAUGUCCAAUAUUUUGCUUGGAUGCAGCAAUGGGACUGGAUACUGAGGAUGCUGACAUAGAAAUUGAAGCAUCGAGAAAAAUAAAAGCAAUCCCGGCCGUCCGCCGGCAGGCCGUCGGACGGUCAGGCGGCGUGCUUCUGGGCGAUCUCAAGCAGACACUUGCAGAGGGCGUCAGGCUGUGUGAACAUCGGCAUAUG
Molecule: messenger RNA, 2448 nt
Organism: Andrographis paniculata
Lineage: Eukaryota; Viridiplantae; Streptophyta; Magnoliopsida; Lamiales; Acanthaceae
Exons: 12
Coding region: 397-2040 (547 amino acids)
Source: RefSeq, a predicted model, not a curated record